Chaetomium fimeti is the source of this 1914-nucleotide messenger RNA. RefSeq lists its product as uncharacterized. Bases 1 to 1851 code for a protein of 616 amino acids. The record is from RefSeq and is a predicted model, not a curated record. Gene Ontology annotation, biological process: regulation of DNA-templated transcription. The transcript has 5 exons. Lineage: Eukaryota; Fungi; Ascomycota; Sordariomycetes; Sordariales; Chaetomiaceae. Gene Ontology annotation, cellular component: nucleus. Gene Ontology annotation, molecular function: DNA-binding transcription factor activity, RNA polymerase II-specific; transcription cis-regulatory region binding.
AUGGCACGCCGGCGCCUUAUGGGAGGGCAUGUACGAAUUGUGCUCGCGCCAAGUGCAGGUGUAUCUACCGGCUUGGCGGAACUGACUGUGAAAGAAUGUGUGCCUUCAGUCACGAUCCGGAAGCGUAAUGGCAAGAGGGCUCAUGUGUCCCGCGCUGCCCAGCUUGAGGCGAAGCUCGAGGACCUCGUCACCCUGCUCCGACAUCAGGCCGCCCCGACAGACAAAGUGCCGCCUCUCGGUGACACCGCCGGGAAUGUUGGCACUGGCACUCCUGCCCUGAGUUCUCGCUCAACGAUGAGCGAGUCGGAAGAAAGCACUCCCCACUCAGCUUCUCACGCCGUCCUCCCGCCUCAGCAACCCGAUUAUGGCUCUGAGAAAGACCUCCAAUCCCUACCCCCCCGCGGACCUCUCCUAGGGGUUGGUUUCCAACCCCCGGCGCCGGGCCCGUUGGCAACUCCAAAAGAACCACCCUCCAUGCCUUCUUGCAUAUACCAGCCGAACCCUUUUGAAGCCGUCGAGGACCUCAGGACCUUUCGCAAAUACAUGCUCAUAUUUUUACCCCUGGUACACUUGCCCGCCACCAUGACGUCCGAGGCGCUGAAGGAGUCGUAUCCCUUCCUAUGGUUUAGCAUCAUGACCGUCACCUACAAGCAUGUAGAUCGACGUCUUGCCAUGAAUGAAGCGGCAACAAAGUUCCUGGCCCAGAAGAUGGUCGUCGACCACGAGAAAAGCCUCGACUUGCUUCUUGGUCUAAUUGUCAUCAUGGGAUGGGCGCAUUAUUACCUCAACAAGGAUAAACCAAUACUCUCCGUUAUGGCAUCUCUCGCAAAGUCUCUGGUCUUUGACUUGUCCCUCAACAAGCCCCCGGCCGAGUCAUACAUUUCCUCCUGCUCGAAAAUUCCGGUCCCCCCGGCAAAGGAAAAUACCCUCGAAGAGCGGCGAGCCGUUCUUGCAUGCUUUCUUGUUACCUCACAAAUAUCUCAAUCCAUCAAGCGGAUAGAUGGGCUGGCCUGGACACCGCACAUGGACGACUGUCUCCAAAUCCUCUCACAGCAAAGAGAAUGGGAAGGGGAUGACUUAUUGGUAGCCCAAGUCAAGGUCCAAUUAAUAGCCGACCAAGUGACGCGUGCCGCGUCCCAGUCUGCGGAUGGCAUUCCUCCAGGCUACGUCCGUUCUUCACUCCGGACCCAGCUGCAAACCAUGAGAACUCAACUUCCAGUCCACCUACAACACAACGACACUAUCCUCAGUCACAUAUGCUACAGUGAGCUUGUCAUUCAGGAAACUGCCAUCACCGAACCAAAAUCGGCUUUCAACCCCACAAUGUCCAACAUGCAGCGUUAUGAGGCGAUGGAAGCAUGUCUCGAUGCUGUACGCGGCUGGUUGGACAGACAUUUCUCCAUCCCUAGCUAUGUGUACAUCGGCAUGACGUUUAGCUACUGGUGGAACUUAGCCCACUGCCUCCUCGUGUUAUACAGGCUCUCGAUACUUGAUGAGCCGGCCUGGAACCGCCGCGCCGUGAGGGACCGCAUAGAUCUUCUCGCCACCCUCGAUCAACUGGGGGCCGGGUUCGACGAGCUAGCAGCGCAGCGGCAGCCCAACACUGGCCCAACACUUGACGACGACCCGUUUUCCAAGUUUGCCAAAAUGAUCCGGUCGAUGAAGACAAACUGGCUCCCCGGGCUAGCUGCGACUGAGGGGAACUCGGGCUCGAGCGCGGCCACAGCGACCGAAGCGUUUAUCGACAAUAGCGCCGAGGGGCUGAGUGUGCCGUUCUUUCAGCCAGCAGAAGACUCGGAGACGUGGAUCGCUGGCCUCUCCGGCCUUUUUGAUAUGAAUUGGGAUGCCUGAGGUACCGUUCAUGGCAAGAAGCCAGAGAAACAAAGGAAACGGGAUUAUCAUUGCUUGGGUAUC